GGUACAACGGCGACAAGGUGCGUGCAGCCGUCCCAAUAAUCGACAACUUGGGAGAGCGGCAAGCAAGGUCCAGCGCAGCGACCCAUAGGCAUAGUUAUUGUAUUCGUUUACAGCGAUCUUUCGCUGAGAUGGAAUAGGUCCGGAUUCGAUUAGGCUCGGUUUGAAUUACCCUCUUCCAGGCCUGACGCGUCGCCCGCACGAAAAAGCACUUGCAUUGGAAACAAACUUCUUUUGUAGCGUCUGUCUGCAGCAAUCACUGUAGCUCACGCGUUUGUGGCACACGCAUUUGUAGCACGCGCAUCCACACAUCUGUAUCCCGUGGAACGAUAGCCAGACAUAGAAGCGCAAGGCCCAUCAGCAAGCAUCUGUGCCCACGUGAAACGAUAGCCCUCAAGGCCCAAGGCGCAAGGCCCAAGGCGCAAGGCCCAAGGCGCAAGGCCCACGGCGCAAAACCAUCAGCAAGCAUCUGGACCCACGUGAAACGAUAGCCCCGCAUGAGUCGCGCGGUGCCGAUCAGCGCGCGAGGCGGCGGCAGCAGUGGCGCGUUCGGCGCGAAUCGCGUGGUGGUGCUGUUCACCGUGUCACUGCUGCUCGUGGCGUCCGCCGCCGGCUCCUUCUUCGCCUUCUGCCCCGCGUCGUCCCGCUCCAUCGACGAAACCAAGCACCAGCGGCAGCUGCAGCAGGAGCAGGAAGAGGGGGUAACAGGCAACCUGAGCGCGAGUCAAUCUAGUCAACGGGGUCAACAGCAGGUCAACGGAGGGCAGACAGGGGCAGCAGGCGAAGGGGAAGGGGCAGGGGGAGAAGGAGGAGCGGGAGGAGCAACAGGGCCAGGGGAGCAAGAGGAGGCGGAUGAGAAUCUGUCCUCUGGAGCAGCAGCGAAGUGCCCCCCAUCUGAGACCAUUCUCAAGCAUAGCUUGUGGCACGCCAGCGGCCGUUACUUUCAUUCAAUGGGCGUCUUCCCUCUCUGCUCCAUGGAUGCGUGCUUCAACUACUCGCGCUGCCCCACUUCCCCCUCUCAAGAACCCCUAGUCUACUCCUACUGGCCCGGGCAGCACUACUUUAAAGACUUCAAUAAGACCAAGUGGUACACGGACGACCCCGCCAAGGCAUGUUUCUUCUUUGUGCACGUGGCGAGGGGGCACCCGAACGAGUUUGCAGAUCUGGAGCACUGGGGCGAGACUGGAGCCAACCAUGUGCUUAUAAGCUUCUCAGACUCCUGGAGUGGCCCAUCCCCAUUUGGGGUUGCCUCAGCAAUGGUUAUGGUAACCAACGCACAGGCAACGCUUAUGAGAACGGAUUUCGACACUUCCAUCCCGCUGCCUCAAAUGUGGAAAAACCCGCCCGUUGAGCUGCGGAACCUGCCUGCCGGAUCUGCCCGGAAAUAUUUCCUGACCUUCAGAGGCACACGGUACCUGGGGAAUUUGAAGGGCAAUUUCCGGAGUGCCCCGGAGUUUAAAGCCUUGCACAAUGGCAAGGAUGUGGUUGUGCUGACAAGAUGCGGUGGGUCCACCAACGCACGCAUCCUCUCAGAGGAACCUUCCUUGAAGCCGGAGUGUGACGAGGACGCGAAACUGUACACUCAGUAUGACUUUGCUGACGUCAUGAACACCACUUUCACUCUUGCUCCCGCCGGCAGGCAAGGCUCUACCUACAGGUUCCUUGAGGCCUUGACAGUGGGUGCGAUCCCAGUGGUGGUGGCUGACAACUGGCGGCUACCGUUCGACGACAUCAUAUCGUGGCAUCACUGCCUGCUGCGCUUCCCCACUGACCAGAUGCACCGAAUCUUGCCGACCCUUAGAGCCAUGGACGAGCCUACCAUACAGCGGCGGCAGCAGGAGUGCCUAAGGAUAUACGACAAGUACCUCUCCUCUGACGAGGCCCUCCUCGAGUCCGUCAUGCUUUCACUAAAAGCACACAUGGGUGUCGUCAUGCGCAGGCGUCGAAGAUAGUGUAGACAAUACUGUCAACAUAUAUUUUGUGUAUGUUUUAGGCUAGAUAGGUGCAUGCUCAUAGAGAGUACAACACCUUAGGUUAUAUUUCCUUGUACCUCAUCGUUCUAGUCAAUCUAUUA
This is a messenger RNA of Closterium sp. NIES-67, 2071 nucleotides long. Lineage: Eukaryota; Viridiplantae; Streptophyta; Zygnematophyceae; Desmidiales; Closteriaceae. The record is from the annotation of a GenBank genome assembly.